This is a messenger RNA of Dicentrarchus labrax (European seabass), 1221 nucleotides long. It is a transcript of the gene marveld1, whose product is annotated as MARVEL domain containing 1. Gene Ontology annotation, molecular function: structural constituent of myelin sheath. NCBI's taxonomy places the organism in Eukaryota, Metazoa, Chordata, Actinopteri, Moronidae. Bases 677 to 1183 code for a protein of 168 amino acids. The record is from RefSeq and is a predicted model, not a curated record. Gene Ontology annotation, biological process: myelination. The transcript has a single exon. Gene Ontology annotation, cellular component: membrane.
UGACGCAAAGUGGCCCUAAACAUAAUAAUGUAAUACUAUUUAGACAGACUUGCACUUGUUUCUUAAUUUAAACUUUAUUUCUAGGGGAAUAAGAGAGUUAUUAUAUACUAUGAUACUGGCUUCAGUUAGAAAUAAUUAAAACAUUGUUUAAAUGGGAGUCUGAGAGUGAUUACGCACUGUCUGAAUGUCUUGCUGUCUCCUUAAACGCAUGUUUACAUUCAUUCUUCAUGUCAUAAAGCCUUAUUGUCUGCGCAAAGACAGGGGGAAAGGUCACACACACACCCCAGGGGAACUGCACCAUGGGGAAACACAUCAACAGAUGAGUGGCCGGGGAUGGAUCUAGCAGAGGAGGAGCGGGCUUUGAAUUACAGACCACCCCCUCUCCAUCAUCCAGCCCCCUAAACACAGACGCUACAUUCAACAGAGGAAACGGAAAAGACGAAACAUACAAGAAGGUUUUUCAUUUCAAAACCCCGGGGCAGUGGAAAGAACAGAGAGUUCCUUUCUUAAACCUAAACUUGUCCACUUUUGGCUUCAUUGUUUGACCACAAACCCGGCCUCCCACCCCGAUCUUUCCCCACUUUGUGCCCAUCUUUUCCCCAGCUGUUUGCAGCUGGCAGAAAGCACCCGCCCUGUUCGGGAAAAAGGGACCGAGAGUGACCGGAGGAGGAGAGAGAUGCCACCCCAACCUCCACAGCCUCCCCAGCCGCAGGUGAGGACGAAUAUCUUAAAGUUCCUCAAGAGUUUUUUGGGAAUCGUCCGGAUCCUGCAGAUCGCGUUUGGAGCCGGCCUGUGGGUCACCAUCGCCGCCAACAAAUACGAAGGAUCCAUCCACUUCGUCCUGUUCGUGGCGGUCCUCUUCUGGCUCCUCACCCUCGCCCUUUUCUUCCUCACCCUCCUGGACAAGCAGGACCUCGUCCCGCUGCUGGGAGGGGAGCGCUGGUUGGCCACCAACCUGGCGCACGACGUGGCCGCCGCGGUGCUCUACCUGCCGGCCAUAGCUGUCAUGAUCUACAAGACGGAACGCAACUCGUACUGCAACCUGGAGCAGUACAAGCACCCCUGUAUGUACAAGAUCUACCUGACGGCCGCCGUGUUCGCCUGUCUGUGCUGCCUGGUUUACCUCCUGUCGGUUAUUUAUGGUGCGUGCAGGAAGUGCCGGGGAGAACAGACGGUCAUCUGAUGAGACUGAUGGCGACAGGGAAGGUGGUGGUGGGGGAG